Molecule: messenger RNA, 1466 nt
Organism: Aethina tumida (small hive beetle)
Lineage: Eukaryota; Metazoa; Arthropoda; Insecta; Coleoptera; Nitidulidae
Product: G-protein coupled receptor 83
Exons: 5
Coding region: 79-1395 (438 amino acids)
Biological process (GO): neuropeptide signaling pathway
Cellular component (GO): membrane
Molecular function (GO): neuropeptide receptor activity
Source: RefSeq, a predicted model, not a curated record
CAUCAGUUACUCUCAAGAUCGACAUAGGGUUACUGUUACAAAAAAGUGAUCCAUUAUGUUCCAACACAAAAUAGUAUAAUGAUAUUCGUUCCGGUGAACUUCACGAACAUCACAACACUAGAUGAGAAAAAUGUUACUUACGUGGGAAAGUCUACUUUGGAGAUUCUCUCUUUGGAAACCAGGACGACUUUCUAUUGGAUUCUACUGCUGAUCUGUAUUUUUGCUGUCGUCGGUAAUGUUUGCGCCAUUUACUCCAUCUUCAAGAGAAAGUGUAAAAUUCUCCAGAAGUCCUGCAUCAUUUCUUUAGCUCUGUCAGAUAUUUUCACAGCAGUAAUCUACACCGUAAACAACUUAGACACCUUCUCUAGCCAGUACUAUACAUGGAACUUGGGGGAAUUUUUGUGUCACUUCAUACCUAUGGCACAAAUCGCGGGAACAACGGCCAGUUCAGUUGCUGUAUUGAUAAUCGCCUUGGACCGUUACCAAAAUGUAAUUUACGCCCUGAGUAAACGUUGGAAUCCUUCAAUUAGCAUGUGCGUUUGCUACGGUCUGAUCCUUUGGAUAAUGUGUGCAGUUGUCUGCUAUCCUCUAUACCAGUACUUCGAAUACCAUCCAAUAGUGAUCGUCUCGGACAAUGUUCGUAAUCCAAACUGUCCCAUAUUAGAAAAGGCUGCGAUGUGCGUGAGCACAGUCAAACCCUCAAUGGCUGUCUACUUCACACUGCUUUACACCUUCAUCUUUUGUCCAUUGAUCUGCAUCUUCCUUUGGUUCUAUUACAAAAUCGCUGCUUUGAUUUGGCGUCACAGGAAACCUGUACAAAGUCACCAUGGAGACAAAGCCGUCGAGGAAUCGGAAUCAAAUACAAGGACUACAGAAAUCACUACAAUUGCCGAGCCCAAACCGAAGCCUAAAGAAAUAAAGAAAAACAAAAACGUACAAGUUGAAAGGAAAAUAAGGACGUUUAAGAUUGUUAUAACACUGAUGCUUAGUUUUUUAUUAUGCAGGAUUCCGUACUUCACACAAUACAUGUACAAGUUGUGCAGAUUUGAAAGUAAUGGGAAACAUAAUCACGUAACUUGGAACAUUAACUACGCAUUAUUAUCGAUGAACUGCUUGAACUGUGCUCUUAAUCCUUUGCUUUACACCUUCAUUAACGAAACUAUCAACGUUUGCAAGAAAAUAUGUGACUUCACCUAUAAGAUUGCUUGUUGCUUUUGUAUCACGUCCGAAUUUGACGAUUUUGAAAGAGAUCGACAUCCUGUUGUUGCACAAUAUCUAGAUCACAGGAAGUUGAAGGAAACAACUGGAGAGGUUAAGAAUUCUAAAGUUAGAUUUAAAGAUGUCCCUCCAGUCGAGGGCGUCUCUUCCAAAUCUUCACAAACACACAGAUACUAAUUAUAUUAUAUGUUGUAUGUUUAAUAAAUGUUUGUGAGUAAAUACAAAGCAGUUUUAUUGUUAUUUAAUAA